AUGCUUAGUGCAUCUGAAAGGGCAACAUUUCCUCCAGAGAUCAUAGAUCUCAUAGUAUCUGGACUCUGGAACUCGACUAUGCCCUCCAAAGACCGGGUCCACUUGAUGACCACCUGUCCCUUGAUAAACAGUGUCUGGCAGGACGUCUACGCCACCCACUCUUCUCGGGACGUCUACAUCCCAACCGUCAAGUACCUCCAAUCCUAUCUCUGUGGCAUCAUACAGUCACAGCAGUCGGUCAUCUAUGGCAACCGUCUUCCUGCGUCUGUUCGCACCAUGACAUGCUAUGUCGAUCUGACUCGGCCGGAUGAAGAAGCCGCAAAGGAUACCUAUGUCCUGCUAACCAACCUACCCAAUUUUAUUGGACUCCGAGCUUGCUUUACCUCUCUCCGACAGCUCUUUCUCAACCUUCAGUUCCGCGCCUCCCCCUGGAAGACGGCGGGGAUCUCGGGGAUCAUUAAAACAAGCCUCUGCAUCUUUCUGGACCCAGACAGGAAUGUAACAGUACACAGAGCAGAUUUCCAUGUCAAAAGCCCAGGUCAUGCUCAUGGGUUGGACGAACUAGUAAUGGAAAAUAUUAUUCGGGCUAUGGGCUCUGGGUCCAAAACGAUGCUUGAUCCGGAACUGAUGGUAAAAAGUCAGAAACUCGUCGAGGGUGCACCAGCCCUAACAAGAUAUUAUCGCGCUUCAGCAUCAUGGCCUGAACGUCGGGGAGACUUGCACUAUUACCUGAACUACUCACUCUGGAGAGCGGUGACCAUACCAAAUAGUUUGCAUAGAUCCCUAUUGGAGCCGGUUUCUCAUCUUGUAUGGAGACUGAUACUCCAGCAGUCCCUUCCUAUCAACAGUUAUUUCCAGUGGGAACUGAGAUUUGACUUCGUGCCAUGGGGUCUCAUUACUGAUAAAAAUAUCAAAUGA
Desarmillaria tabescens is the source of this 918-nucleotide messenger RNA. RefSeq lists its product as uncharacterized. NCBI's taxonomy places the organism in Eukaryota, Fungi, Basidiomycota, Agaricomycetes, Agaricales, Physalacriaceae. The transcript has 2 exons. Bases 1 to 918 code for a protein of 305 amino acids. The record is from RefSeq and is a predicted model, not a curated record.